Messenger RNA from Microthlaspi erraticum, 1368 nucleotides. NCBI's taxonomy places the organism in Eukaryota, Viridiplantae, Streptophyta, Magnoliopsida, Brassicales, Brassicaceae. The record is from the annotation of a GenBank genome assembly.
AUGUUACCGGAGAGAAGAAGUGCGGUGUCUUCAAAUCUGAAUCCGUCUGGUCAGAAUGAUCAUUCGUUUAUACUUCGAAGAGGGAAAAAGUUUGGUCGGAUAGUGAAACUGAAGCUCUCACAUUUCAUCUUCUUCUUCGUUUCACUCUUUUUCUUUUCUUGCAUCUUCUCUGGCCAUAAACUACUCUUUCAUGGUUCUGAGUUCUCACCUCACUUUGAGCAAAAGUCUUACACGAAAAGCCAUAUGUUCACGUCAAAGCUUGAUAUAGUAUCAAACAAAUCCAACAUCGAGAAACCACAUGGAAGCAAGAAGAGAACCAAGCAUUUGCCAUGUGAAGUUGCACUUGCUGGAUCUGUUAAUUACAUACUUGAGCCUAAGGAGUAUAUGGAUUUGAAGCCAUUUUCUUUAGGCUUUGUAGAGAGAGAGACAUAUGAUAAGCCUAGAUUUGGAGGGCAUCAGACACUCAAGGAAAGAGAGAGAUCAUACUCUGCUACAAACCAGACAAUCCACUGUGGUUUUGUCAAAGGAAGUAAUGGAUUCGAUCUGAGUGAAAAGGACAAGGCGUACAUGAACAAGUGUCUAGUCUCUGUGUCUUCUUGCAUUUUUGGAAACUCUGAUUUCUUAAGGAGGCCUGCAACCAAAAAGAUCAGUGAAUUCUCGAAGCGAAAUGUUUGCUUUGUGAUGUUCCUUGAUGAGCAAACACUAUUGAAACUGGCUAGUGAAGGGCAUGUUCCAGACAAGGAAGGGUUUGUUGGUCUGUGGAGAACUGUUGUUGUGAGGAAUUUGCCUUACAACGAUAUGAGAAAGACUGGAAAAAUUCCGAAGUUUCUGUCACACCGUCUUUUUCCUUCUUCUAGGUAUUCGAUUUGGAUAGACAGUAAGAUGAGGCUCACUACAGAUCCUAUGCUGAUCAUUGAGUUCUUCUUGUGGAGAACGAAGUCAGAGUUCGCUAUCUCUAACCAUUAUGACCGGCAUUGUGUUUGGGAUGAGGUGUUACAGAACAAACGGCUGAACAAGUACAACCACUCGGCCAUCGAUGAACAGUUUAUGUUCUACAGAUCAGAUGGACUCAAGAAAUUUGACCCUUCAGAUCCUAAACUUCCUCUUCCAAGCUAUGUACCUGAAGGGUCUUUUAUUGUGAGGGCUCAUACACCAAUGUCAAACCUAUUCUCUUGCCUUUGGUUCAAUGAAGUUGAUCGGUUUACAUCGCGAGAUCAGCUGAGUUUUGCAUACACUUACCUUAAACUUCAGAGACUCAAUCCAGAUAGACCAUUACGCCUAAACAUGUUCAAGGAUUGUGAGCGUCGAGCAUUGACUAAACUCUUCCACCAUCGCGUAGAUUCAUCUCCUCCUUCGCCUCCUGCUUGA